AUGGCACCCUUCCUCCCUGCUGAAAUAAUUUUGUGCAUCCUUGAGCAUAUGCCAGACAUUUUCACGCUCUUUUCAGCAAUCCUGACCUGCAAGGAUAUCUGCGCUGUGUUUACAGACAAUGAAGAUCGGGUAAUGGGAUCUGUAUCCUGGAAUGGGGCGAUGAACAAAUUUACGGAUCGAAGAAUGACGGACUGGAACCUGAUGCGUGGCGGGAGGAAUACGAAUGCAACAAGAGGCCGCGCAGAAUCCUGA
Blastomyces gilchristii SLH14081 is the source of this 252-nucleotide messenger RNA. RefSeq lists its product as uncharacterized. NCBI's taxonomy places the organism in Eukaryota, Fungi, Ascomycota, Eurotiomycetes, Onygenales, Ajellomycetaceae. The record is from RefSeq and is a predicted model, not a curated record. Bases 1 to 252 code for a protein of 83 amino acids. The transcript has a single exon.